Messenger RNA from Schistosoma turkestanicum, 2015 nucleotides. The record is from the annotation of a GenBank genome assembly. Lineage: Eukaryota; Metazoa; Platyhelminthes; Trematoda; Strigeidida; Schistosomatidae.
GCAAUAUGUUAUCAUCAUCGCCGACAACAUCAUCAACAAAUUCAUAUUUUCCAAUACCAUUUGUUCAUAUUCCAACUGUGAAUUAUUUUCCAUGUUCUUCUACUAAUAAUGAUCAACAACAGUAUUCUUAUCUAAAAUUAUCAAUUGAAUGGCCUAAAUAUUUUCAAACACAUCACUUUGUUGUACCAGAAGAUGUGACACCAGUUCAUGUAUCGAAUCAAUUGUCAACUGUAACUGAGAGCACUGUACAAUCAACUUCAAGUAUUAUUAAUACAGUGAAACAAAAACGUUCCAGUUCUUAUCAUUCAUUGAAACCAUUGAAUGAUAAUCAUAAUAAUAAUAACAACACAAUGACCUUGAAACAUGAAUAUACUUUUUCGAAUUUAAAUACAAUAGCUUGUUUACAAUUGAAAAUCAAGUUUCUACCUAAUAAUCAUAGUUUAUUGGGUAGUAAAGUUAUUUUAAGCUUAGGUUCAAAUAAGCAAAUCAUUCAAAAUAUAUUUCCUACUAACAAAAGUAAUCAUCAUCAACAAGAUUAUGCUCAUGAUAACUUGUCAAUAUCAUAUAAAUCAUACGCUCCUAAUAUAUCCGUAUUCAAUUGGUCAACAUUACAUCGUCGAAAACUAUCGGAUUUAAACAACAAUACUUUAUUACCAUAUCAUGUAUGGAUUAAUGUUUCAAUGCCUAUAUAUCCUCCAACUACUACUACUACUGAUAGUAGUAGUAGUAGUAGUUUUACUAGCAGUAGCAGUAGUACAGAUCCCAUUACUCCGUAUCAUGAAAGUGUUUCCCAUCCACAUGAAAUAUUCACAGAACAAUCAAAUCAUUGGAUAGUUGUACAUUCUAACCAGCUGUUGACAAUCCUUACAACAAACAAUGUAUGCAUUGAUGAUAUUUCAUUGUUUACACAUAAAGAUCGAUCAUCACUAACAUCAUUAUGUCCACGUCAAUUAAUUUGGUUUCAUAAUGAUACUACUACUAUACAACAGCUUUAUAUUAAAACUGAAGGUUAUCCAAUGAUCAAAUUGAAUGAGACAAAUUCAUUGAGCCAAUCAAAUCGACGUAAUCGAAAGAAUCAUCAGGAUAAUAGUACAAAUCUAUAUGUGACAUCAUUUUUCUCAUUUGAGAAUGGUUUACAAAUGAUAUGGAUUGCUGGUUCAUUAUUAUUAACUAUGAUAAUUCAAACAGAACUUAGUUUAUGUAUUCAAGAUGAUAAAAAUGACUUAAUGAAUUCAAUGAAUCGACAAAUGACUGACAACUCCAAUAUAUCCACAACAACUACAGCAGCUUUACAAUUAUUACGUAAUUGGAAUUUUUAUAAACAACGCAGUAAUACACCAAUAACGUCAUCAUUAUCAUGUUGUCGUUAUUAUGAUUAUUCCCAUUAUCCACCGACUACUACUAGUUAUCCUAUGAUGCAUCAACAGCAUCGAAUCAGUCCAAUCAAAUGUUCAGCAUUAAAACGUGCUAACAUUUCUUCCAAUGUUAGUCUUCUAUCCAAUAACACAAAUAAUCAUCAUAAUCGAAAUUCAAUCAAUAUCAAUGAUAAUCUAUUAGAUGAAGAGAAUAUUAUCUAUCGUUGUCAUUCAUCUCAAUUAAACAAUGAUCAUCACAAUCAUCACCGCGAUCAUCAUAAACAAUCUAAGCAUCAUGAAUUACGUCAAUCGUUAAUUUUAUCAUUCAAUGAAAAUAAUCAAUUAAUUCUGUUACCAUCAUCCGAAUCGAAUGAUCAACAACACACUGAUCAUCAUCAUCGUACUAGUACUAGUAAUAUGUUGAAUAGUUUAUCCGAAGAAGAUGCUGAAGCAACACGAUUAGAAAUGGCUACAUCAGUGAAUGCAUUAGAUAAAUAUUUUGUACAGAAUACUACUGAUAACAAUAAUAAUAGUAAUAAUACAUUAGAUAAUAUGCAUGAUUAUACUCUAUCCACUAUACCACGUUCAAUAACCAUGACGAUGUCGACAAUGAUGAUGAACAAUGACGCAGAACAACCACCGCCAAGUUAUCAUGAUUGA